AUGGAUGAAAAGUUAUCAAACGAGUGGACAAUUUUAGCUGCAAAAGGAAUUUCUGUGUCAGCAACUGAAGAAGUUAAUGAAAUUCAAAACUUGGAUCUUACAAGUGAUGCCUCAGAUGAAAUAUUGAGUGAACAUCUGUUGAGAGAUUUGACAAGAGCUUAUAUUGGCAUAUUUGAUCAGGUAUACGCACCUACCUCUAAAAAGCAGACUGAUGAUAAAGUCGUUCAUGCCUCUGAAAAUACGGAAUUAAAAGAAUAUAUAUUGAAUUAUAUGUCAAUUACAGAACCAUUCUUGAUGAGUCUUUGUCACUUACUAACAUUUAAAGACUCGGUGACUUGUGUAAGGACAGCUCAAUUAUUUUCCAGGAUAUUACCUAGUUUAGUUGAACGUGAGAUAUUAAGAGAAUUUGUGGGUAAAGCUUUAUUAACGGCGGCACUUCAGGCUCUGCAUGACGGGUAUCAUAAGGAGGUGCAUCCUGUUAUCAUUUCACUGAUUACAGACAUAUAUAUCGAUUUGAGACCAGUCUCCCAUGUUCCAUAUGAAACUUUCGCACAGUUAUUAAAUAUGGAUCAUACACAGUUGCAGGAAUUUGAAACGUCGCUGGGUCAGGCAACUGAAAGCAAAUCACGUAAGAAUAUUGUCAAAAAAUUUCUCGAAGGAAUAACAGGACUUUCUACUGGCGAAUGGUUUAAAGUGCCAGAUACGUCGUCCACCGUAUCAACCAGAAGAGUAAUUUAUGGGAAUUAUGAAAAGCCUCAGCUUGGAUUGUUGGAUGUUGUCGGAGAUUCUGCUGAGGUUGGAAUAGAAAGAUGGUUUGAUUAA
Messenger RNA from Acaulospora morrowiae, 822 nucleotides. The record is from the annotation of a GenBank genome assembly. NCBI's taxonomy places the organism in Eukaryota, Fungi, Glomeromycota, Glomeromycetes, Diversisporales, Acaulosporaceae.